AUGGGUGUCCCUAAGUUCUUCCGCUGGCUCUCUGAGCGCUAUCCAGCCAUCUCCCAGCUCAUCGCCGAGAACCGCAUCCCCGAGUUCGACUGCCUUUAUCUUGACAUGAACGGCAUCAUCCACAACUGCACCCACAACGACUCGGGCGCAUCCAUCGAGAAGCAUGUCUCUGAAGACGAGAUGUUCAUCAAGAUCUUCAACUACAUCGAGCACCUGUUCGGGAAGAUCAAGCCGCAAAAGCUAUUCUUCAUGGCUAUAGACGGCGUGGCGCCACGGGCCAAGAUGAAUCAGCAGCGUGCGCGCCGCUUCAGGACGGCUCUCGACGCAGAAGUGAACAGAGAGAAGGCGAUCAGAGAAGGGAAGGAGCUGCCGAAGGAGGAUCCAUUUGACUCAAAUUGCAUUACACCCGGAACCGCCUUCAUGGCGCGACUCACACAACAGCUCAAGUAUUUCAUUGCGAAGAAGGUGACCGAGGACAUUGACUGGCAAGGAUGCGAAAUCGUCCUUUCUGGUCACGAAGUCCCUGGCGAGGGUGAGCACAAGAUCAUGGAAUACAUUCGGCAGGCGAAGAGCCAGGCGGACUACGAUCCGAACGUGCGGCACUGUCUCUACGGGCUGGACGCUGAUUUGAUCAUGUUGGGACUGCUUUCGCACGAUCCGCACUUUUGUCUUUUGCGAGAGGAGGUGACGUUUGGGAGGCAGAGCAAGGCGAAGAGCACAGAGCUUGAACAUCAGAAUUUCUAUCUCAUGCAUCUUUGCAUUGUGCGGGAGUAUUUGGAGCUGGAGUUUCAGGAGCUGAAAGAGCCUGGUGGUCUGGGGCCGGUGAAGUUCGACAUGGAGCGCAUUAUCGACGACUUCAUCCUGAUGGCAUUCUUUGUUGGAAACGACUUCUUGCCAAAUCUGCCGCAUUUGCACAUUAACGAGGGAGCGUUGGCGCUGAUGUUUGGGGUGUACAAGAAGGUGCUCCCGGAAGCUGGAGGCUACAUCAACGAGGGAGGUGUGAUAAAUCUGAAGCGCCUGGAGAAGCUGUUGGAUGCGUUGAGCGACGUCGAGUACCGGUUCUUCGAGCACGAGAACCAGGACGCCAACUGGAUCAAAGAUAAGAGCUAUCAGAAAGAGGACGUCAUGCAGAAGGUGAAGAAGAAGGGCGGGCAGAUCGUCAUGACGACAGGCCAGAAAGAGCUGUAUCAGAAGGUGAAGCAAUACGUCAACACCCACGCGACAAGUCUGAGCGAUGACCACGCCCCGUACGACAUGCCUGGCACGUUGAAAGCGGCGGAUCGUGCGUUCAUCGAAGGUCUGGCUAAGAGCCUGCACCUUGACUGCUCGAAUGUGGUGGAUGAUAACGGCAAUCGGCACCUCCAGCUGCAGUUCCCUCAGCGUCCCGAGAUGGAUGAUGAGGACGACGACGAUGAUCCAGAAGCGCAGAAUGCGCUGCUCCGGGUGUUCAAGCAGUACGAUAAGGCGAAGAUCGAGGAUGUAUCUGCAGAAGAAGCGCAGGACAAAGCAAUGCAGAAGUACGAAGCGAAGUUUCAGGGAUGGAAGAACAAGUACUACACGGAGAAGUUCGAGUGGGGCACUGAUAACCAGGUCGAGCUCACUAAGCUGGCGGAGAACUAUGUUCAAGGUUUGCAAUGGGUGUUGUUCUAUUACUACCGCGGCGUGGCCAGCUGGCCGUGGUACUACCAAUACCAUUACUCGCCGAUGAUGUCGGAUGUCAAGAAGGGAUUGGGUGCCAACAUGAAGUUCGAUCUGGGCCAGCCUUUCAGGCCCUUCCAGCAGCUCAUGGGUGUGUUGCCGGAUCGCAGUAAGAAGAUUGUGCCCACAGUCUACUGGGAUCUGAUGACGAACCCGGAGAGCCCGAUCAUCGACUUCUACCCGCGCGACUUCGAGCUGGACAUGAACGGCAAGAAGCAGGAAUGGGAAGCUGUGGUCAAGAUUCCGUUCAUCGAGGAGAAGAGGUUGUUGUCAGCCAUGGCGCCGAAAGACGCCAUGCUAUCAGCCGAUGAGAAGAAGAGGAACGAGUUUGGCGUGAGCUUGAGUUUCACUUACCGGGACAACGUUGACUUCACCUAUCCAUCGUCGCUACCAGGCGUGUUCCCGGAUCUAGAGCACUGCCAUUGCGUGGAGAACAUCUUCGAUCUGCCGACGAUGGACGGUCUUGAGGUGUACGUUGGCCUGGUUCCUGGUGUCAAGCUUCGGGAGGCGGCUCUCGCUGGCUUCCCUUCGCUGCACACCCUGCCUCACACCGGUACGCUGGGCUUCCACGGUGUGAGUGUUUUCCAGCAGGAGACCCGCAAUGAGAGCAUGGUCAUCACGCUUAGUGAAGGUGAAGACAAGGGCACCAUUGCGGACGCGAAAGAGCGUCUCGGCAAGGCUGUGCAUGUCGGAUACCCUUUCCUCCAGGAAGGCAAGGUCAUGAGCGUCAGCGAUGAGAUGUUCACCUACCGGAUUGCGGAUCCUUCUAAGCCAGCAGUGGGCGCGAACGUCAUCCAGACGCCGCACCAGCCGCAAGGCAUCAGUGACUGGAAGAAGAAGGCCAACCGCAUCGAGAGCGUCUACUCCAAGCGUCUCGGCAUGAUGGUCGGCACGGUGGACAGCCUAGUCACAAUCGAAUUCUUAGUCGGUCUUAACAAGACGGAGCAAGGAGCUGUUGUGAAGGAGUACGCGCCCAUCCCAGGAAUGGAGCCGGACUUCGCUACGCAGACGAUCGUCGACCGCGUGGUGAGCGAGGACCGGCGCUUCUUGGAGAAGGAGGCUGUUCCUAUCGCGGAAGAGUUUCCACCUGGCACGAAGGCGUUCUUUCUUGGCGACAUCGCUUAUGGCCGACCACUCGAGGUCACUGGCCAUGAAGGCGAGAAGGCGACAGUGUGGGUCUCGAUGCUCUCGUCACGUGAGCCGGAGUUUGGUUGGGACAUUGCAAUGCAAGCGGAGAAGCAGUUCCCGUACACGCCAAGCUACCAGGUGGCGAGGAUGCUGAAUCUGCAAGGGCUUGUGCUGUCGAAGAUCACGAGUGCUUUCAGCGUCAACUCCUCUGGCCUGCGGCUCAACCUGGGUCUGAACCUCAAAUUUGAAUCGAAGAAGCAGAAGGUGCUUGGCUACUCACGCAAGAGCAUGAAUGGUUGGGAGUACAGUGGGAAAGCGAUCCAGUUGAUCGCGGAAUACAUGCAGCGCUUCCCAGAGUUCUUUGCCAAGAUCGAAGCCAACCCGAAAGGCGAUGGCUGGGAAGACACGUCCUUCUACCCUGACCCAACUGAGGCGAAGCAGAAGAUGAAGGAGAUUGGUGCGUGGUUGAAGACGGUUGAGACGAAGAGUUUCGAGCGUGUGCCUCUUGAGGCCGAGCAGAUGGAUGGCGAUACUGUGAUGAUGAUCGAGCAGGCCGCUGAUCGGAACACGAACGCCAACAUCCAGAUGACCGGCAAGCAAGUCAACAACAUCCCUCGGACCGCUCUGCUCAAGCCAGCGGACGCGGAGCAGAGGACUGGAAAGCAGAGGUUCAAGCUGGGUGAUCGAGUGGUGUACGUGCUUGACUCCGGCCGUGUGCCUAUCGCUAUGCGCGGCACGGUCGUCGGCAUGACUCGCACGGCACGGCAGACGCUUCUGGACGUUGUGUUCGACAGCCCGUUCAUGUCUGGGACGACGCUCAACGACCGCUGUUCGAAAUACAGAGGCAGCACUGUCCCUAGCAGCGCAGUGCUUAAUCUGUCUGAUCGGCAGGUCGUUGCGAGCUCUCAGGCUGCCAGGGCGAGGGCGCCGCAGCAGAACAUCACGCCUUUGCGAGCUGGUGGCGCGUACAAGGCUACUGCCUACGGCACACCAGGCGGUCCACAACUCCGUCAAGCAGACGUCCCAGCACCGCUACGAGGCAGCUUCCGCGGCGCCGUCUCCGGCAUGCAGAACGGCAACCCACGCGGCGGCUAUGCCCCCCACGGCCGAGGCGGACUGGGCAGUCAGCCCAACGGCACGCAGCAGAGCACCCUUCCCUACCACCCCCGCGGCAACAUGAACGGCGCCUCCGCCUCCUUCACGCCUCGCGGUGGCCGCGGCGCGCCGAACGGCGGGUACAGCAGAGGUGGCGGCGGAGCGCCGAACAGGCAGGGUUUCACGGUGAUUGAUAAUUCGGAUCCCGCGCAGGGGAUCGUGAGCAAUAAUCCGAAUUUCCGGCCGCAGAAUUAUUCGAGUGUGCCGCCGCCUGCGGGGUUGGAUGCGAGAGGGAGGGGAAGAGGAGGGUAUAGUCGGGGUGGGACGAGGGGGAGGGGGGAUAGAGGUGGGAGUGCGAGAGGUAGGGGGAGGGGGAGUGGGGAGGCUGUUGCGAGCUGA
Messenger RNA from Saxophila tyrrhenica, 4320 nucleotides. It is a transcript of the gene exo2, whose product is annotated as exonuclease II Exo2. NCBI's taxonomy places the organism in Eukaryota, Fungi, Ascomycota, Dothideomycetes, Mycosphaerellales, Extremaceae. The record is from RefSeq and is a predicted model, not a curated record. Gene Ontology annotation, biological process: nuclear-transcribed mRNA catabolic process. The transcript is spliced from 2 exons. Gene Ontology annotation, molecular function: 5'-3' exonuclease activity; nucleic acid binding. Bases 1 to 4320 code for a protein of 1439 amino acids.